Molecule: messenger RNA, 3459 nt
Organism: Cryptococcus deneoformans JEC21
Lineage: Eukaryota; Fungi; Basidiomycota; Tremellomycetes; Tremellales; Cryptococcaceae
Product: expressed protein
Exons: 9
Coding region: 121-2592 (823 amino acids)
Cellular component (GO): nucleus
Molecular function (GO): zinc ion binding; DNA-binding transcription factor activity, RNA polymerase II-specific
Source: RefSeq, a predicted model, not a curated record
CUUAACCUUACUGCCCAUACACCUUUACCAAUCUUUUGGGUCGAAAUAUCUCGCUAUGCACUUGAUAAACAGACACUUGAUAUCCUUUUCGUAACCCAAUCCCGUGGAGCCCAGAUAUCCAUGGUUUCAAUCCCUCGUGGUCGGCCAAACCCGUCCCCGAUCUCCAGCAACACCAGCAGAGAAGACAGAGGAAAUUCUGCAUGUUCAGAUGUGAGCGAUGGUAACAACAAUAGCCCGAAGAAACGAAGGAGGAAUGAAGAUUCCGUACCCAAGGCUUUGCAAGCUUGCGACAGGUGUCGUACCAAGAAAAUCAAAUGCCACCCUGCAGAAAGCUCAGAGUUUUGCCACUCAUGUACUAUCGCCUCUUUAUCUUGCACAUACGACCUUCCCAUAACCGCCUCCCGUACAAAACGCAUACAACGAGGGUUAUCGACUCAUCCUCAAACAUCACAACAACUUCCUUCCUUUUCUUCUGGCCAAGCAGAUGUGCCACCACCAAAUACCGCCGAACAUGUUCUUUUCGAUCCAGAGACUAUGGCAAGUCAUGGGCCUGUUGAAACACAUCAGAGCAGAGACACCAAUGCCUCCGAAAGGCGCGAAAUUGAAAGUCAAUUCACAACAGGGGUUGCCUUACGACGAAGAGGGCGUACUGUUGGCUUGACUCAGGGUCGUGCCUCUUCUUCUGUUAGACGUGAGGGUGCCACCGCAUUGUCGUACAUCCUGCAUUCAACUCCUACACUGCCAGUUGCCAGUCUCUCUGAAUUCGAUCGUGCAAACGGCCUUUCAAUGUGCUUUUCAUCGUCUGAUACUUCUAUGGAUGGCGAUGGCUUCAUGCUCAUUACUACCGAAUGCACGACGUUUGAAACUAUCGACGACCAGGCUGUCGAGCCCCCACCUUAUGUUUUCGAAGCACUACACUCUCCAAGCUGGAAAGAAGUGAUCAAUCGAUUAGCAAUGACCUUUAUCGAUCACAUUAGCCCGUUUAUACCUGUGGUGAUCCGAACGGAGAUGGGUGAGGUGGGUCAGCUGGUCUUGUACGCGAUGGCUGGCGUAGCUGCAGCUAGACGGGAUUGUCCUAAGGAGAUUUUUGAUUGUUUGAGAUAUAUCAUCAAGCAAGAGAUACAUGAUCGAGAUGCAUUGAGCAAUCCGACCCGCGAGAAUGUUCAAAUCCUUCUUACUACCUGCCUCGUAGACGAAUUGGCGCUUGAUUGUGGAACGGCUGCUCCCCCUUCUGUGCAACGGACAAGAUUAUCGGCCGCUAUAUGCAUGGCUAGAGAUUUGAAUAUGGAUCAACCUGCCCGAGGAACGACCUUAGGAGAAUCAAAUGCUCGUAUAUGGCAGUGUGCAGUAAUUAUCGACCAGUGGAACGCAGCACGCUACGGCGUCCGACCACUCAUCCUUGACUUCUUAUCGUCAUCAUCAUCAGCAACAAUUUCAAGGGAUCUUACCGAUAAUAAGUUCUUUCAACAUCUUUAUAGCCUUUCAGCCAUCCUUCGUCGGAUAAUAGAUAAAGUCUAUGGAGUUGAAGGGUUGAAAAAUACAGAGGACGAAGAUUUGCUUCAGAUAGCGGAAGAAGUGUCGAGAUGGAAAAAAGAAUUACAUCGUGAUCUUCAUUUCACUGGUGAUUCGUCCAGCCUUCCGUCUGGGAUUCUCCAUAUAUUACACACUGCUAUUAUGAUCCUCCUCUACCGUCCUUUCAUGCGCUGGUCAUUCAUCGUCCCCCAAUCCCUCUCACUCGACCUAAACCUCGAAGUCUGGACACUCAUCUGCCCAGCUGCUCGUUCCAGCCUCGAAUGGGCCGCUAACCGGGAAGAUCCCUUUGAAUUCUUGUUCUUUGGACCUUAUGCCUUGGGUUUGUCAUGUUUGAUACAGUAUCAUUCAUAUGCGAGAAGGAGGGAAUGGGAUGGGGUAGUCGUGCUGGAAAGAUUGCUUAUGAAUGGGAUUGGGAAAUGGGCUCCGAGUUGGGCUCAUUUACCUCUCCAAGCGGCACAACUGUCCGUUGUACAGCUGUUAUACUCAUCCACCCAGAGGACCCUUCCUUCGUCCUUUCACCAUCCAAAUACUUCUGCGCGUGGACUCAAUCCAACACCAGGAAUAUUCAACAGACUCCCCGAAACAGCGGUGAACGGGAUUACUUUUUUGAGGGAUCCAAGUCAUCCAGAGGGCGGGGUGCUGGUCGCCACGCGGCAGGCUGCGAGGGAGAUCAAGGAUUUACCGCCUGGGACAGUUAUCAUCGGAGGGCCUCUGUCGCCGGAAGAGAUGGAUGGUGAUCCUGUUGUCAGUGGAAGAACACAGACACGACCGGUAGGUGGUAAUGAAGUCGAGAUGAGCCUCAGUAAUGGAGGAGGUGAGGUAGUUCCUGUAGAUGAUGGAAGAGGAAUGACAGGGAUGAUGCCCUUGACAAAUAUCCCUGGAUUGUCGGCCCUGCCGAAUUCAGAAUCAGCAACUGUUUUGGACUCCUUUGCGCGUCUGGCUGGGAGCCAAUUCGCUAACCAUUACAUGCCUGACCUGUCAGUAGAUGGCGCAAUCACUUCGGCCUCGACAGCGGAUUGGGAAGCCAUCGUAUCGUCAUUGACAUAUCCAGGCUUCUAGCUCAUAUGCCAACCGACAGUCAUUCAUAGCGCUAGUGCAUAUGGAGUUCGAUUGAGUUUGUAUGAUUCACAUUAAUUGUUCCAGUUGUAAUGGUAUCCAUCAUUCUGCAUGGGAUAUCACAAAGACUCAAGGAAAUCAAAUAUGGCCCUAUGCCAUUUGGAAAACGCCCAUCUAUCUGAUACCAGUAUCUCACUGUUGACUCCUCGACUUUGCAAAAGCGCAAAAGAGGCGUAGCUUUGCGAUAGAGGGCCAGCGUCGCAGUCAUCUGGGGCAGAUUUUAGCGUGGAUUACGUGCACACAUCUCGGAACUCACUUCGACCAUCGUGGAUAACUAAUUCUGGUAUGGCCCAUUCACGGGACGAACGCUCAGGAUCCCAGAGCGAACUGAUAAACAUAGAUUAAUUUCAGUCAUUGGCACGGGAGCAGGGAUGCCAAUAACUUACAAUGGUGACUCAUCAUCAUACGAGACUUCGCCAAAUUCCCACUCUACCUUCGCUGGGCAAGAUGUCUCUGCUGCCCACCACCUAGGAGACAGUACGCCAUCAUGAACCACUAAUCCCUUCCAUCUCACUGGCUCCCCAUUGGAAGCGACAAAGGCGGUGGAGUGGCCUUGUAUCCAAUGAAUAACAAAUCCGCCAUAGGCGCCAUAACCCAUUGCCGUGACGCUGGUAUUGUUCAGGUUAGGAAAUAGGUUGAAAGAAUGGAAAAGACCGCGGGAAAUGUCGUUUAUAGUUUGAUUACCCCAAUUAAACCGGCCCGACUGGGCAAAGUCUAGCAACCACCUUCGGAGCCUGUAGGGUUGAUAGUAACCACAGCAUAUCCCUCACUGGUCAAGGCUGCGAUAUUCAGUCCUGAAAUGGAAAGGAG